AAUAUAUUUGGCGCGUAAAAAAAAAAGUGUGCAAGUUAAGGCAAUUAUAAUACUUAAUGAAUUUAUUACACAAUUAAAGCAGAGCGGCAACGGCAACGGCAACAAAAAAUAAAAUAAAAAUUAAUAUGCCACUGGCGUGAAAGUCACAAUAUUCGAGGCAUGAAAAAAAGUUGAAUUAUUAAUGAAAUCAAAUUGCAAACAAAGGCCAGCACCGCCAUAACAAUUGCAGAUUAAAACAAAAAUAACAACAACAACAAAAACAACAAAUAAAACAAAUAAUUAAAUACAAAUCGAGCAGAGACCGCGGCGUUACGAGCGUACGGCUUAAUCAGCGAAAAGUCAGCGGAGCAUCCAUCAUCGGAGUUUGGGGAAAUUAUUGCAACCGAGGCGCAGGCGCCGCUUUUCACACGAGUUGGCAGCAGCAGCACACGCCAUACAUAAAUUGGCAUUUACCGUUAAGCGUGCUGCCUACCUGCCACCAUCUCUGCGGUUUGGAACGCACACACACACACACACACGUAACACCUCAACACCUCUCCAACACCGCCGAAUCACCAAAGAAAAGCCUUCAAAGUGGAUUUAACAAAUUAUAAUAAAAUGCUGCAAUCCAGCAAUCAUCAUUAUUUAAGGCCGGAUUAUAUGACAGCUGCAACAGCCCCAACAGCGCUGGACAACAAAAGCAGUCCAUUGGCGCUAUUGGCGCAAACAUGCAGCGCCAUUGGAGCGGACACCACAAAUCCCAAGCUGCUGGCGGCCAAUAUUGAAAAGGCCACAAAGCAACAGCAGCCCAAGGGAGGAGGGGGUGGCGGCAAUGGCAGUGGCAGUGGCAGUGGCAGUGGCAGCAGCAGCUUCGGUCUGGGGGAUAACAACGCACGCGAUAAAUCCUCGCCGGUUAGCAGUCAUUCAUCCAGCGUCAGCACCGGUUCUGUGGAACAGCAACAGCUGCCGCCGGCUCACAGCAGUAAGACCCCGAGCACCUUCAAGCCCUACGAGCCCAACAAUAACCAUACCACCACCGCCAAUGCCACGACCAUUGCCACCGAUUGCGGCGCCACAAAUCUCACCAAUAGCAACAACAACAGCGGCAAUGGCCAGCACCAGCACCAGCAGCAGCAGCAGCGGGUAAAGACGCCCAAAACGACGGCAAACGGCCAGAGAUGCGAUUCGAACCAAAGUGCCAGCUCACACAGAGAAUCGCCCACAGCUGGCGGGGCACGAGACUCCCUAAGACGCACCCCCACCUCAUCAUCAGGGGGCGGUGGUGGGGGUGCAGCCCCUGGCCAACAGAAUGGCAGUCCCGGACUACCCUCCGGACGCAGCAAUUCCAAAGAGUCGGCAGCAACCAUGCACAGCCCCAGUGCAGCAGCCCAUGCCCAUGCAGCAGCCGCCCAGGCGGCCCAGGCGCAGGCCAGCUCCAAUCGCCUCCAGGAGGCGGCCAUGGCCGCCGCCAAGGAAGCCAACUAUGUGAAGGCUCUGCACGCAGCCAACCAGCAAGGACAGGCCUCGGCAGCAGCAGCUGCAGCUGCAUCCUAUUAUCCUCCAGGCUAUGGCAGUCCUUAUCCCAUGGACCUGAUGACAGCCAGCUCCCUGAUGGCGCCCCAUCAUGCCAUGUUCAAGGCGUCGGCAAUGAAUCCAUAUCUGAACUAUGCCCGCCUCAAGGGUCUGUCGGAUCAGUCAAUGAUGGCGGCCACACCGAACGUAUGCCGGGAUCCCUACUGCACCGGCUGCCCGGCCAGUCCGCAUUAUAUCAACAAGGCGGCCGGCCAGCCCUGUCCGGCCGGCUGUCCGCAGUGUGAGGUGUCGGGCGGUGGAUCGGGUAGCAGUAAAUCGGGCGGACAACAGGGAUCGAGUGGUUCCUCGAGUGCGGCUGCAGCGGCGGCCGCAGCGGCAGCCCAGUCAUAUCACGCCCAGUUGGCAGCCCUGGCCGCCGCCUCGCAGAUGCCGUACGUGUGCUCGUGGAUUGGCAGCGAUGCCGCCUACUGUGGCAAGCGGUUCGGCACCUCUGACGACCUGUUCCAGCAUCUGCGCACGCACACGGCCUCGGUGCCCGAUGCGGUGCUGAGUGCGGCGGCCGCCGGUGGCAUACCACCCAAUCAUCCGUUGUUCCAGCGCACAUAUCCGACACCGCCGCUGAGUCCGUUGUCGGCGGCACGCUAUCAUCCGUACGGAAAGCCCUCGAUGCUGCCGCCAUCGUUGGCCCCGCCCGGCAUGCCGGGUCUGCCCCCACACCCAGCAUUGGCCCAGUACUUUGCCCCGUAUUCGUUAUACGGACCGAGAAUGGGCUCGUCGCAUCCGUAGUUGUCAGAGCGCGAGGAUGGAUCGGGAUCGGGAUUGGGAUCGCGAUCGGGUUCGGGAUCGGGAUCGGGUGGAUCCGGGGAUGGGCCGAAGUCGGCAUUCAGUCAAGUAAAUAAUCAUUUCUCUUGAGUCGCAUAUGAAUAUACAUAUAUAUAACUCUAUGUCUAUAUGUUUUGUGUGUACGUAUGGAUUGACUCAUUCGUGAAACGAAAAGCUAGUGAUCUAAUGUACUAUAGUUACAUACAAAUGUGUUUACAAUUUUAGGAGUCUAAGGAGUCUAUCGAUAUACCGAUAAUUGAUAUCUGAAACAAACAAACCGAUAAAAUUAUGAUCGACAAAAUGCAGCAAUAUCGCUCGUCCUUCUGUGUGUCGCGUCCUUUUGCGGAUGUAAUUAUAUGCUUAUGUGUAAUUUUAAUAUUAUUUAUUACAUUAAAAAACAAACAAAAAACGAAAAAAAACCAAGCG
Messenger RNA from Drosophila pseudoobscura, 2760 nucleotides. RefSeq names its product elbow B (gene elB). The record is from RefSeq and is a predicted model, not a curated record. The transcript is spliced from 3 exons. The coding region runs from base 598 to 2298 and encodes 566 amino acids. Gene Ontology annotation, cellular component: nucleus. Gene Ontology annotation, biological process: negative regulation of DNA-templated transcription. NCBI's taxonomy places the organism in Eukaryota, Metazoa, Arthropoda, Insecta, Diptera, Drosophilidae.